Pyrenophora tritici-repentis Pt-1C-BFP is the source of this 1548-nucleotide messenger RNA. Its product is annotated as WD40 repeat protein. Gene Ontology annotation, molecular function: protein binding; U6 snRNA binding; U4 snRNA binding. Gene Ontology annotation, biological process: mRNA splicing, via spliceosome. The record is from RefSeq and is a predicted model, not a curated record. NCBI's taxonomy places the organism in Eukaryota, Fungi, Ascomycota, Dothideomycetes, Pleosporales, Pleosporaceae. Gene Ontology annotation, cellular component: U4/U6 x U5 tri-snRNP complex.
AUGAGCAUGCACCCAGCGCGACAGGCUUAUGUCGAGGAAGAGGAUGGCGCGGACAAUGCUAUGGAAGGAAUUGACCUUGCCAGUGUCCCGCUCGACCGCAACCAUGCCAUGCCUGGUGGAGGCAACGCGUCGGCCUCGUCGCUCAUGGAGGAUUUUGAUCGCAAACGACGAGCCGCCCAGUUAAUUGUGCCAACUGCCGAUCGCGACGUCAAGGCCAGGCUACGUGCACGGGGGGAACCCAUUACACUAUUCGGCGAAGGGCCUUCGGAGCGCCGCGACCGACUUCGAGCUCUGCUUGCCGCGGCUGCUGAGGCACUUGGCGAAGAUGCACCGGAUGUUGAAAUGCAAGAUGCAGAAGAGGGGGCUGGCGAUGAACAGGAAGAAUUCUACACCCAAGGUACCCAAGCACUGCUGGACGCACGGCGAGACAUGGCAAAAUAUUCUCUACCGCGCGCAAAGGAACGUGUCGCAUACCAGCGUCGCGAAGCUACCAUUCCACUCAAAACCCACAUCGAAUUCCGCAAUAAUAUCAAGGACCGGCUGAAAGGCUUCGAGCUGUACGGAUCGCAAACCGCAGAUCGCCCAGUGAGCAUUGUACGCGUCUCACCAAAUGGCAAAUAUGUCGCAUAUGGCACUUGGGGUGGCAAGGUUGCGCUGCUGGAGAUCCCUAGCAUGGAACCCAAAAAGGCUUAUAGGGGCGGGCAUACUGAGCGCACAACGGGUAUAGAUUGGAUGCCAGGUGCGACACUCGAUGGCAGCAACGUCUCGACUUCGAGUGUGAAUUUUGCGUCUGGUGGAGCUGGUGGAAAGGUUCAGCUAUGGUCCCUGGAUGACGACAAACCCGUGCGCACCCUAGAGGGCCAUUCCGAUCGUGUCUGUCGAGUAGCGUUCCACCCAUCAGGUCGAUACUUGGCCUCAGCUUCCGACGACACGACAUGGCGUCUCUGGGACGUGAACACUGGACAGGAACUUCUCAUGCAGGAGGGUCAUUCAAAAGAGGUCUACGCUGUGAGCUUCAACGGUGAUGGGUCCCUGAUUGCAACUGCCGGUUUGGACAGUAUUGGCCGUGUUUGGGAUGUGCGUACCGGCCGCGUCAUCUACAUGUUGGAAAGUCAUAUCAAACCCAUCUACAGCAUAGACUGGGCCACGGAUGGCCAUCGCCUACUCUCUGGAUCAGGUGACGGUUUCAUGAAGUGCUGGGAUGUUCGAGCGAUGAGAGAAACCAACUCGAUCGCCGCGAACACUGGAGGUGUCACAGAUCUGCGAUGGUACAAAGGCACCGAUGGACCAGCGAGCGGUGUGCCACUUCAACAAAACGACCAGGGCGAUCUCAUCCCAAAGAAAGCGUCGACCUUUGUUAUCUCAUCUGGAUUCGACAAGAACAUUCAGAUCUUCUCAGCGGACGACUGGGCGCAUUGCAAGACUCUGUCUGGUCACUCGGGGCCGGUCUUUAGCACAGAUGUAACGAGCGAUGCUUCAUGGAUCGUCAGUGGUGGAAAAGACCGAUCCGUGAAGUUGUGGGCAAGAGACGAUAACGGGGGCAUAUGA